AUGUUUCUCAUUUGUGUUCCUGGAAACCUGUGUCCACCAGAGAGCUUUGAUGCUUUGCCAGUAGACAAGUAUGUGUUUGAGUGGAUGCGACAGGAUCCGGUUCCUUCUUUGGAAGAAACUGCUCUUGAACUGCUGAAAAUAGCUAUGCUACAUGAUAACGUAGUACUAGUGGGCCACUCGACAGGAGGACUUAUUUGUAUGCAAGCAGCACUCCUUGACUCAUCUGGAGCCAUUAAAGCCAUGGUGCUUGUGAAUACAGGUGCAAACACUAAUGGUCAUAAGGAUAUCAAAAGACACGUGAAAGAGCUCAGCAGUCAGCCUAUCACUGAUGUCUUUAUAGAUCAAUAUAUUGCCGCAAGAGUGCACAGUAUGGACUCCAUCAACAUGGACAUCUUGGCUGCCUUUAGAAAGUACUAUGAGUCACUUAGCGAGCCCAAUGUACGAGCUGCGAAAAUGCUUCAAUGUCAGGUAGAUGCGGAUCUGGUACCCGAAUUGAACAAAAUCAAUAUUCCUACUCUCAUUAUUCAUGGUGUUCUUGAUAGGGUGCGUCCAGUGCAAUUUGCACAGGAGAUACGGAGCCGCAUUCCAAAUUCAAAGCUAAGGAUUUUUAAUUGUGGUCACUGUCCCAACAUAGAGAUGCAAGGAGAAUUUGCCAAAGAAGUGUUAAAAUUUGUUUUUGAGUUGGGUGACGGAAAGGUGAUGUAA
Molecule: messenger RNA, 705 nt
Organism: Ogataea angusta
Lineage: Eukaryota; Fungi; Ascomycota; Pichiomycetes; Pichiales; Pichiaceae
Exons: 1
Coding region: 1-705 (234 amino acids)
Source: RefSeq, a predicted model, not a curated record